Messenger RNA from Tribolium madens (black flour beetle), 3058 nucleotides. RefSeq names its product WASH complex subunit 5-like. Gene Ontology annotation, cellular component: endosome; WASH complex. Lineage: Eukaryota; Metazoa; Arthropoda; Insecta; Coleoptera; Tenebrionidae. The record is from RefSeq and is a predicted model, not a curated record. Gene Ontology annotation, biological process: endosome fission; regulation of actin nucleation; endosome organization.
UUUGUUGUUGAAAGUUCCGCUUAUUUUUUUGGAAAAAUGCCGGAUUUUCUGGCCGAAAACAACACCUGUGGCCAGACAAUCCUCCAGCUGGUUUCCCGCGGCAAUGCCAUCAUUGCCGAACUUCUCCGUUUGAAGGACUACAUCCCCCAAACUUACAGAAUGGGAACAAAGGAGGAGAUCCAAAAGUACGGCGAGAUAAUCAUGGAUUUUAGUUAUUUCAAGAUCGAGGAGGCGCAAAAUUACAAAAUUGAAACUUCAGAGCAAUUGCAAGAUUUGGACGAAGAGUUUCGUGACAAUCACAUCGAGAUGAUCAAUCGGUUUUAUCUCACAUUUGAGAGCAUCCACACUUAUAUCACCGAUUUGAACCACUUUCUCGACGAAUUGGAGGAGGGGUUGUACAUCCAUCAGAGUCUCGAGACGAUUUUCGCCGACAUGGAGGGAAAACAACUCCUUUGUGAAGCUUUAUUUCUCUACGGUUUGAUGCUACUAAUCAUUGAUACGUACAUUGAGGGCCCCAUUCGUGAGAGACUCCUAGUGUCUUACUGUCGCUACACCCCACAAAGGAGCGACACUCAGAGCCAAAUCGACGAUGUUUGUCGCUUAUUACGCGACACGGGGCUCAACACCCCCAAAAAACCCAAUAAUUACCCUGAGGAUUAUUUCCGUGGCGCACUUUUAAAAAAUUUACUACCUCUCAAGUCCAAAUUCGUGGAUAUUGUGAUUGGUCAUUUGCGCUUCGAUGACAUUUACGGGCAAUUGUCGGUGUACCCCCUUCCGAAGCACCGGAGCACCGCCCUCGCCCAUCAAGCCUCAAUGCUCUACGUUUGUCUUUUUUUCUCACCCAAUAMUUUGCACUCUCAAACGGCCAUAAUGCGRGAGAUUGUUGAUAAAUAUUUCCCUGAUAAUUGGGUCAUUUCCAUUUACAUGGGUUUCAUUGUGAAUUUAGGUGAGAGUUGGGAGUGUUUCAAGGCGGCUAAAAUGGCCCUUAAUAACACCCUUGAAACUGUCAAUAUCAAAUCCUACGCUAAUUCGUACGGUAGUAGCAUUUCGCCCCUCCUCAAAGCCACCAAUUUGAAACUAAAAGAAGGCAACAUCACCAGUGAUAACCUCCUCAAAGACGUCAACAACAUAAUCAACCUUUUGAGGGAUUGUAACUUUACAAUUCGGUGGUUGAUGUUACACACAAUCAUCAAACCGGACAAAACCAAAAAAUUGAAACAAUUGAGAGAAUUGGUUAUAACCGAAUCGCGGUUAGAGUCAGUCCAACUGUUCAAAUUGCUCCUCAAUACGUCACAAUUAGAGUUAACCACGCGUGAAAUUUACAAGAAAUUGUUGCAUGAAAAAGACACUCAAUGGUCAGAGCUGAAAACUGAAAGUUUCAAGAGUUUAAUUGYGUUGAGUGAGGUUUUCAGUGGGACYAAACCGUUGACUCGAAUACCGAAAAAUUCAAAUUUGCAAAAUUGGUUUUUAGAAAUUUCCAAYCAAGUCGAUUCUUUGAGUUCUGGUGAUGUGGCCUCGUCGCGAAAAAUCGUCCAAUUGAUUCAGGCUUUAGAGGAGGUGCAAGAGUUUCACCAACUCGAGUCAAACAUGCAAGUGGUGCAAUUCCUCUCCGAAACUCGGAAAUUCUUGCAUCAAAUGAUCCGAAAUAUGAAUAUAAAAGAGGAUGUCUUGAUUACGUUGCAAAUAAUCGGUGAUUUGAGCUACGCCUGGGAAUUGAUCGAUUCUUUCACACCAAUCAUUCAAUUCGGGAUUAAAAAAGAGCCAACUUUGGUGAUCAAACUCCGGGCGAUUUUUCUCAAACUGUCUUCAGCGCUUGAAGUCCCCCUUUUGCGCAUAAAUCAAGCCCACAGUGAGGAUCUCAUCUCAGUCUCGCAAUAUUACAGUAGCGAACUCGAGAUUUAUGUAAGAAAAGUCUUGCAAAUAAUCCCGAAAAUGAUGUUUGAGAAAAUGGCUCGUGUUAUUGAGAUACAGACUUGCAUUUUGAAAGAAUUACCAACGAGACUUGAGGAUAAAUUGAAGGAUUUUGCACAAUUAAAUGAACGUUUCGAGUUUGCUGAAUUGACCAAUUUAAUUUCGGUGUUUAGUCAAGGUAUGAAGAUGAAAAGUACAUUAGUUGGAGUGAUUUGUCUCGAUCCCAAAAAACUACUUGAAGAUGGGAUUCGGAAGGAGUUGGUGUUGUACAUCUCGAAGGCGUUGCAUACUGGACUGAUUUUCGGGCAAAAGGCUAAAGUGGAGGAGUUGGAGGGUAAGCUGGAGGCUGUGGGGGUCAUCAUGUACGAGUACAAGCGCUCCUUUGAGUAUAUACAGGUAGGGGCCCUUUUGCAUGCGUAUAACUGGUUGCCUAAUAAUAAUAAUAUGAAAGGUCGUCUGCGCAUGCGCGUUUAACACUUGUAUAACUGGUUGCCUAAUAAUAGCAUCAAAUUUAUUGUAAAUUUUUAUAAAAAAUUAUUUCAAUCGUCUGAACUAGGCUGAUUACGCGGUUAAUACAAUUUAAGCGUAUUAAUUGAAGAUGUGAAUGGAUAAUAUUUGGAGUUAUAAGCAUUUUAAUAUAAUUUGCUGGUACUUUUUUUCAAUUUGUUUUUGGUAAAAAAAUCACAUGAUUUUUUUAUAGAUUUUUCAACGAUCAAAUGUACAUGACCCCUUCAUCCACUAUAAUGCAUUAGUUUAUAUUAUUAAAAAAUUGAUUAAAGUGUUAUCUACCAAAAAACAAGCUUUAUUUUCUAAUAUAAACUUUGUGAUAACUAUUGCUUUAUUAAAAUAUUUCAAGUUUAACAAAACAUUUAUAAAUGAAAUUCUAACGACACAAUAUAAAAAAAUCCACUUUAUGCUGUCCCGAAAAUUAACAUUCUUAUUUAAGAGAUUUUUUUCUUGUUUYCUGGGUGUAAUUUUGAAAUUAUGUCACACGAUAGAUCAGUCUUUUUUACCAACUUGUCAAGUUUUACUGUUUUAUUAUUAAUAAGAAAAGCUAUAGAAAAAAAUUAGAAAAAGCGUGCAUUUUUUGAGUUUUUUAAAGAAAAUUUAAUAGUUUGGCAACGUUGCAAUUAAAUUCUAAAAACAG